This is a messenger RNA of Verticillium nonalfalfae, 1167 nucleotides long. RefSeq lists its product as uncharacterized. The transcript has a single exon. Bases 1 to 1167 code for a protein of 388 amino acids. The record is from RefSeq and is a predicted model, not a curated record. NCBI's taxonomy places the organism in Eukaryota, Fungi, Ascomycota, Sordariomycetes, Glomerellales, Plectosphaerellaceae.
AUGAAGUUCACCUCCAGCUCCAGCCUUCUGGCUGUCCUCGCGGCUACUAUCUCUUCCUCAGAGGCCUCUCCCUUCCGGGGCUGGGGUUGGCCGUCUCCUGGGGGCCAACCUUGGGGCCAACCUUGGGGCAACCCUUGGGGCAAGCCUUGGGAGCAGCCGCAGCCCGACAAGGGUACGGCCCUUACUCACUGGCCAAAGCAGGCCGCCGAUAUCCUGAACGCCAUGAUCCGCGCCAAUGCUCACCAGGGCAACUACGCCGUGUUCGACAUGGACAACACGUCGUACCGCUUCGACCUUGAAGAAUCGCUGCUGCCGUUCCUUGAGAACCGUGGCAUCAUUACCCGCGAGACGCUCGAUCCGUCUCUCCACCUGAUCCCGUUCAAGGAUACGCCUUCGCACAACGAGACGCUCUUCAGCUACUACUACCGCCUCUGCGAAGUUGACGACCUCAUCUGCUACCCCUGGGUCGCGCAGGUCUUCUCAGGCUUGACGCUGCGUGCCCUCAAAGGCUACGUCGACCAGCUCAUGGCCCACAACGGUACCAUUCCCGCCACCUACUUCGAGGGCGACGUCGUGACGCCCAUUGCCAUCAACCCGCCCAAGCCCUUCCGUGGCCAGCAGGAGCUCUUCAACCGCCUGAUGGAGAACGGCAUUGACGUCUACAUCAUGACGGCGGCCUCGGAGGAGCUCGUUCGCAUGGUCGCCUCGGACCCCAAGUAUGGCUACAACGUGCCGGCUAAGAACGUCAUUGGUGUCACCAUGCUUCUCGCCAACCCUGCGGACCCCUCGAGCCCGACCACGGCCCGCAAGCAGAUCGAAGCCGGAACGUAUGACGAGAAGGCCAACCUCGACUUCACGCUGACCCCCUAUCUAUGGACACCCCUUACCUGGAUGGCAGGCAAGCACGCUGCCAUCCUGACGUACAUCAACCAGUGGAAGAAGCCCGUCCUGGUUGGCGGCGACACGCCCACCAGCGACGGCUACAUGCUCUUCCAUGAUGUCGACGUUUGGAAGGGUGGCGUUCGCGUGUGGGUCGAUCGCAAGGCGAGCUAUCGCACCCAGAUUGACGGCAUGAUCAGAGACAACGCCGACCAGCAGAGGAAGCUUGGUCUCCCCGUUACCGCUGACCAGAACUGGAUCAAGGUGAAGCCCGAGGAGAUCCUGUAA